CUCGGAGGCGGGACUUCCGGUCGAGCAAACCCGGAAGAACGCGAGUUACUACUGUGUUCCUCCAUAUGCUAGUUACUUUUAACGCGUUGAUGUGAAUUUUCCGGAGUUUGUACUCUUUAGUAUUUGCAAUAAUGCUAUCUUUAGACUUUCUAGACGAUGUACGUCGCAUGAAUAAGCGGCAGCUGUAUUACCAGGUGCUGAACUUUGGUAUGAUAGUUUCCUCUGCUCUGAUGAUCUGGAAGGGACUGAUGGUGGUCACUGGCAGUGAAAGUCCUAUUGUUGUUGUCCUCAGUGGGAGUAUGGAGCCAGCUUUCCACAGAGGAGACCUUUUGUUUUUGACCAACCGAAUAGAAGAUCCCAUUAGAGUUGGAGAGAUCGUCGUCUUCAGAAUAGAAGGCAGAGAGAUCCCUAUAGUGCACAGAGUACUAAAGAUCCAUGAAAAGGAAAAUGGAGACAUUAAGUUCUUGACCAAAGGAGACAACAACGCUGUGGAUGACCGAGGGCUGUACAAGCAGGGUCAACACUGGCUGGAGAAAAAAGAUGUGGUGGGACGAGCAAGAGGGUUUGUGCCGUACAUUGGAAUCGUCACCAUUCUCAUGAACGAUUACCCCAAGUUCAAAUAUGCUGUGCUCUUCAUGCUGGGUCUGUUCGUGUUGGUCCAUCGGGAGUGAGGUGCUUCAGCGCCCGUGAAGAUCAAGAAACUACGUCCAGAAAACCUCAGUCAUGCCUUUCAAAAUAAAACAAACAAAAAAAUCUUUCGAAAUAAGUCAAACCCACCUGGUUUUCUUUCUUCAUGCCAUUUGUUGGAACAUUUUGUAGAAAUGUGGUUAGUGUUUACAUUAGAAAAUUUAAAGCUUUAAAAAAUAGUUUUGGAGGGAACUGAAUUGGACUGAAGUCAAAAGUCAAACUUUGUCAUUUUUCAGAAUGUGAAAGUAAACUCUUCUAGUUUUGUCUUGUUUUUUUAAAAGUCGUCUUUGAAGUGUUUUAUGAUGAUGAAUUAUCAACAUUAAAUAUACAAUUUACCAUCCACUAUAAAUUAUUUAAACUCUUUGCCUCAUGUAUUUGAUUGGCUUCUAUUCAACGGUUUUGUUUUUUCUAAUGUAUACAGACUUCUCAUGAAAACAAGUAUUAUUUCUGUUCAUUGUCGGUUUGUUAAAAAAAUUAUAUAUUUCUUCAAAUCUUAAGACCCUCUGUGGGGAAAAUGACCUUUGUAUUUGUUGCUGUCGAAAGAAUAAUUGCAUUAAAAGCAACAUUUUAAAUAUAUUUUGUAAUCUUACGUUUGGUCAUUUGUUUCUCACAUGAAAUAAAAAGCAGCUCUGUGGUGAA
Messenger RNA from Austrofundulus limnaeus, 1326 nucleotides. It is a transcript of the gene sec11a, whose product is annotated as SEC11 homolog A, signal peptidase complex subunit. Gene Ontology annotation, cellular component: signal peptidase complex; membrane. The record is from RefSeq and is a predicted model, not a curated record. Gene Ontology annotation, molecular function: serine-type endopeptidase activity. The transcript is spliced from 6 exons. Bases 132 to 671 code for a protein of 179 amino acids. NCBI's taxonomy places the organism in Eukaryota, Metazoa, Chordata, Actinopteri, Cyprinodontiformes, Rivulidae.